This is a messenger RNA of Dibothriocephalus latus, 303 nucleotides long. The record is from the annotation of a GenBank genome assembly. Lineage: Eukaryota; Metazoa; Platyhelminthes; Cestoda; Diphyllobothriidea; Diphyllobothriidae.
AUGAAACCUGGUGCAGCAAUCCAAAGCGCAUCGCGUCCAAAGAUCAGCAAUCCAUGGAACAAACCCAAACGCUGUCAUCAAAGCCAAAACAGUGUCUUGCAACUCACAAGCGCAUCGGAGCUACAACACCAAUGCCCAACUCUUGCCAACAUUUCCAUGUUGCCAAAAAAAGUUGCAUACGCGAAUCCGCGUUAUCAGUCAUCUCUGGAUACAAUACAGAAUAAAUAUGACAGCAUCAACUUCUACAUUUACAAACAGCCCUACGGCCAACCCUGCCGCAACUCCCACGACGACGAUCACUCC